Molecule: messenger RNA, 4323 nt
Organism: Gavialis gangeticus (Gharial)
Lineage: Eukaryota; Metazoa; Chordata; Crocodylia; Gavialidae
Gene: MTHFD1L
Product: methylenetetrahydrofolate dehydrogenase (NADP+ dependent) 1-like
Exons: 27
Coding region: 53-2710 (885 amino acids)
Biological process (GO): tetrahydrofolate interconversion
Cellular component (GO): cytosol; mitochondrion
Molecular function (GO): methylenetetrahydrofolate dehydrogenase (NADP+) activity; ATP binding; formate-tetrahydrofolate ligase activity
Source: RefSeq, a predicted model, not a curated record
AAUCAUUCAGAGUUCAAAGAAAGUCUUGGCCUCCUUGAAGAAAGAACACCCUAUGCUUAAGCCAACGCUUGCAAUUUUACAGGCAGGAAGUUAUGAUUUGGUGCAAGAAAUGAACAAGAACUUGGCUGAAGAGAUUGGUCUACACAUUAUCCACAUUUGGCUUCCUGAAGACAGCAGUGAAGAUGAGAUUGUUGGUGAAAUCUUGAAACUCAAUGAUGAUCCUACGGUUCAUGGUCUUGCCCUUCACCUCCCAGAAAAUGCCUACAGCAGCAAAAUAUUAAAUGCAUUGAAACCAGAGAAGGAUGUGGAUGGAGUAUCAGCUGUAAACUUAGGACAACUGCUGUAUGGAGAUGUUUAUGACUGUUUACCUUAUCCCACUGCCAGUGCUGUGAUAGAGCUUCUUGAAAACAUAGCAGAUAGAACUAUAGAUGGAAAGAAGGUGCUACUGGUUGGAACUGCAGCACCUCUGGCAGCCUCUCUUCAGUGUCUACUUCAGAGAAAAGGAGCCAUGGUUAUGAGCUGCCAGUGGAAAACGCAGCAACUUCAGAGCAAGCUGCAUCAGGCAGAUGUGAUGGUGAUAGGUAGCAGCAAACCAGAAGAGAUUCCAGUCAGUUGGAUAAAGCCUGGAACUACCAUUGUUAACUGUUCUCAUGAUGUUUUAUCAGGCAAACUUUAUUGUGGUCAUCAAGGUAUAAAGUACGGUGAUCGAACUGCUGAGGAGACUCUACCUUCUCUGGCAGUAGCAAUACGAAUGCAGAACAUGAUAAAAACGACUGAGAGGUGGAUCCGGUCCCAGCAAUACAGGAAGUGGAACCUCCAUUGCUUGAAACUUCAUCCCUUCUCCCCAGUGCCCAGCGAUAUUGAGAUUUCCCGAGCACAGAGUCCAAAAGCUGUUGAUGUUCUUGCCAAAGAGAUAGGAUUGCUUGCAGAUGAAAUUGAAAUCUGUGGCCAAACCAAAGCCAAAGUACGUUUGUCCCUGCUGGAGAGGUUAAAGGAUCAACCAGAUGGAAAAUACAUCCUAGUUGCUGGGAUAACACCUACCCCCCUUGGAGAGGGGAAAAGCACUGUCACAAUUGGUCUUGUCCAGGCUCUGACUGCACAUCUUAAUAUCAAUUCUUUUGCUUGCUUAAGACAGCCUUCCCAAGGACCUACCUUUGGAGUUAAAGGUGGAGCAGCAGGGGGUGGAUAUGCCCAAGUCAUUCCAAUGGAAGAGUUUAACCUUCAUUUGACUGGAGAUAUUCAUGCUAUUACGGCUGCUAAUAAUCUGCUGGCUGCUGCUAUUGAUGCUAGGAUCUUGCACGAAAGCACUCAGUCUGAUAAGGCUUUAUAUAGCAGGCUGGUUCCAGUAGUUGAUGGAGUGAGAAAAUUUUCUUCUAUUCAGCUUGCACGACUGAAGAGGUUGGGAAUAAGCAAAACUAAUCCUGGUAUUUUAACAGAAGAAGAGAUCAAUAAAUUUGUACGUCUUGAUAUUGACCCCUCUACCAUUACAUGGCAAAGAGUAUUGGACACAAAUGACCGAUUCCUACGAAAAAUAACAAUUGGGCAAGCAAAUACGGAAAAGGGAUUUAUCCGUCAGGCUCAGUUUGACAUUGCAGUUGCAAGUGAAAUUAUGGCAAUUUUAGCACUGACCACUAGCCUGGCAGAUAUGAAAGAGAGGCUGGGAAAAAUGGUGGUGGCCAAUGACAAAAAUGGACAACCAGUGACAGCAGAGGAUUUGGGAGUAACAGGUGCUUUGGCUGUUUUGAUGAAGGAUGCAAUUAAACCAACACUAAUGCAGACAUUAGAGGGGACUCCUGUAUUUGUGCAUGCUGGACCUUUUGCCAAUAUUGCACAUGGGAAUUCUUCUGUUUUGGCAGACAAAAUUGCCCUUAAACUAGUUGGAGAAGAAGGAUUUGUGGUAACUGAAGCUGGUUUUGGUGCUGAUAUUGGGAUGGAAAAAUUCUUCAACAUCAAAUGCAGAGCCUCUGGCUUGAUUCCCAAUGUGGUUGUGCUUGUUGCUACCAUAAGGGCUUUGAAGAUGCAUGGAGGUGGGCCCAGUGUAACUGCUGGUGCCCCUCUGAAGAAAGAAUACACAGAAGAGAAUCUCCAGCUGGUAGCUGAUGGCUGCUGUAAUCUACAGAAGCAAAUUCAAAUUGCUCAGCUCUUUGGAGUUCCUGUUGUGGUUGCUCUAAAUGUCUUCAAAACUGAUUCCCAUGCUGAGAUUGAUUUAGUCUGUGAGAUUGCAAAGCAGUCUGGAGCAUUUGAUGCACUGCCCUGCAAACAUUGGUCAGCUGGUGGUAAAGGAGCAGUGGAAUUAGCUCAGGCUGUGAGAAAAGCUGCGAAUCAGAAAAACAACUUCAGAUUUCUUUAUAACUUGGAGCUUCCUAUUGUUGAAAAAAUAAGGAUCAUUGCCCAGAAGGUCUAUGGAGCACAGGAUAUAGAGUUGUCUCCUACAGCACAAACACAAAUCGAUCGUUACAGCCAACAGGGAUUUGGAAAUCUGCCAGUCUGUAUGGCAAAAACUCACCUGUCCCUCUCCCACCAGCCUGAAAGGAAAGGCGUUCCAACUGGCUUCGUUCUGCCCAUCAGUGACGUGCGGGCCAGCAUUGGAGCUGGAUUUAUUUACCCAUUGGUAGGAAUGAUGAGCACCAUGCCAGGACUGCCUACAAGGCCUUGUUUCUAUGACAUUGACCUUGACCCUGUCACACAGCAAGUAAAAGGAUUGUUCUGAGAAGCAAGAUCCAAAUUCAGAUUUCUGAAAACAGAAACUGCAACUUCUGUUUCCUGCAAUAGGAGACAAGAGUGAAUUCGAAGUAUGCCUGUUAGAUGCCUCUGGAAGGAUAUCAAGAAAACCAUAGAGCAAAAAUCUACUCUUCCUGCAAAACAUUUUUUGUGACAAAAAGUAAUUUUAAAUCUAAGAAUAAAAUAUUACAAGCUAAUUUAUUCUCAGUUUACAGCAGAGAAGUCGUCUGCCAUAUGUACCAUUGCUAACAUAUAUGAAUGUUUGUUUUACAUCUAAAAUGAUGUAACAAAGAGGUGAAAUUUUCCAUGCUAUGGUUUUAUAUUUUUUUGUUAGGAGCUGCUAACAAAAGAAUUUGCCUCAUCAGUUGCUAUCUAAAAAUUAAUAUAAACAAAAAGAUACUGCAUGGCAAAACCUGUUGCCCUUGAAUGAAUACAGUUCAUCUCCUGGCAUUCAGAAGCCAAAACUACACACAAAGCAACCGCACAUUUCUAAGUUAUCAGUCAGUGUGCUUCUUGGGGGGCUGUUAGGAAGAGACAAAUUUGAAAUGAGAGGGAUAUUGGAGAAAAGAACACGUAUUUUGUAAAGAUAUUUUUCUAUAUGAAACUUGUUUCCUUGAUAAGUUGGCAAGCUUGGAAUCGCUUGUAGUGUGUCUCCUAGUCAUGGGUAUUUGUAAACUCAAAAGAGUUUAUCAGAUAUAAAAUGUCAGUAUUUUUGGUUCAUUUUGUUUCCUAUUUCAGCUAUAAAUAUGGGUGGAAAUCACCUGUUCAGGGUGACAUAAACUGUAUUUUAAGUUCCCUUCUUUUGAAAAAUGUGAACCUCCACUAUUGUGUCCCAGUGAAGUAGAUUUUUUGUUACCUUGGAAGGAUUAUGUUAAAAUUGGAAGGAUUUCCCUAAAAUGCAAAGCUAUGGCAGAAUUUUAAUUACAAACAGAAGUAGUAACUUAAACAGGAGACCUUUAUGAUGUUGUGUUGCAGUUAUCAGACAGUUGAGAAGUUCAAGAGGGUGGGGGACAAACAGCUGUUCUGUUACUUUUAUGCACCUAUUGAAAAAAUCACUAGUACAGUAGGGCAUAUGUUAAUACCAUUUCCUUAUUCAUGACUAGCUAUUCAAGUGUCUGUCUGAAAACAGAGACAUUAUUCUAAUGCAUAUAUUCUUCAGGGCUGAUUCAUUUAGUGAGCUCCAUUGCACAGCGUAAUGGACAUUGAUAUCAUUAUAAUCUCGUCUGGCAGAGCAGAAUAUCCAAAAAUGUCUCAUUAUUCAGAAGAUUCUUUGCCUGUCAUCAAUCCAGUACUCAUGAUUACCUCACUGGAUAUAAGGGCCAGUGAUGUCCCUUACCUCCAUACUGUCUGGUCUGUCUGAAGAAGUAAAGUUAAUUUUUAAACCUCUUCAGGGUUUCCAAUUACAUAAUGUUGAUCCCUUCCACUUAUUUCUGGACACGGACCAAUGUCUUGUCCCUCCAAAGGUGACACUGAUCCAGUCCAGUUGUAGCAUUUUCUGAGAUUGCAUCAUGCCAGGACAUCACUGUUGCCAUGCAAGGUCUGGUUAAACUAAAUUCCAAAAAUCCUCUCUUUUCUUUGUUUUAAUAAAUUGGUUCAUUGCCU